This is a messenger RNA of Microsporum canis CBS 113480, 1575 nucleotides long. RefSeq lists its product as uncharacterized. Lineage: Eukaryota; Fungi; Ascomycota; Eurotiomycetes; Onygenales; Arthrodermataceae. The transcript is spliced from 3 exons. The record is from RefSeq and is a predicted model, not a curated record. The coding region runs from base 1 to 1575 and encodes 524 amino acids.
AUGGAUGCGUUUACGUGUGGGUGGGAAGACUCGGGAGCGAUGGAUACGAACACCUCAAUAGAUACUUCCCCUUCCCUCCCAGCCAUGAGAGAAAUCCCACGGCUUCUUCAUUGCGCAGACAUACCAGCGAUGCUUGCCCAAGCUAGGUUUGCCACGAGCGUAACCAAGGAAAACGAGCAGCUUCUUCGAUCGUUCCACCCCUCGUUAGAAGUUUUCGAGACGGUCCUCGUUAUGGCCACCGAUGCAGGUGAUGUUUGGGCUGUGCAUAACGGCACUAAUGAUGAGGAACGGGCAAUAGAUACCCACGUUGGAGGAAGAGAGGUUCACAUCUACCCCUACCACGAAUUCCCAUAUCCACGAAGCACGUAUGUUGGCAUUCCUUUCUGUGAUUGUCCCUUAGCCAGACAUAUCAAUCCUCGUCGCCUCCUAAGGCCUGAAGACCUUCGUGUACUUCGAGAGUUUUGGCCGACGUCAGUGGGAGUGCGUGUCCUGAUAUCUGGGUGGGUGAUUAUCUUAUUUUCCAGCAAAAGCGACAUGGAGGCAGAAUGGGUUUCAAAAAUGUGUGACAAUAUCGGGGGCCAAAGGGUAGGAUAUGAUGUCGUUAGAUGCGACCUGACACUCCGCCCCGUUCCAUCUGCUUCAGCGGUUGCAAGCCGUUCAGGGGAUUUCAAUGCUCGAGCUUCCCUCGGUCUACGUCUUCGAAUGCGUGAAGAAGACGUCAUUACCACGGUUACGCAUGGAUUUGUGGAAGCCUAUACUCCAAACUCACAUUUCGACUAUUUAAAAAUGCAAUGCUCGGGCUGGUACCUUUCUGUUCGCUCGGCACUAGAAUGGUUUCGCUUGCCCUGGCCAUCUUCCACUACCCCCGGCGUUCUAGAACCAUGCGACGAAUAUCACGGACACGGCACCACAACAGACAACAGCCCCAUAGGUCGUCAGGCAUGGAUUGCCGGUACUGACAUAAGGGUUGGAACGAUUUCCAAAUCCUAUGAUCCGGCCCCAUCUCGACACCUACCCUAUCCAAUGGGUUAUCGUCAUGACUUAUGUCUCAUUACCUCGAAUAAUCUCCCCAACGUUACUUAUUCGCCUAAUGCACCGCCUAUUGCGGGUUGGGGUUCUUACUCAGACGCCUUGGACGGCGCUCCCUUGUUUGUUUGCCGCGUUAACCCCAUCACUGGAAUAUGGACUAGUCUAGAGGGUUGCGGAAUAUCUGUAGAGGCACACGCUGCCCUUGCCCAGGGUGCUGAGUACUACUGGGAUAGGGAGACAGAAACCCAGACAGCUUCUUUACUUUGGCGUACUACGCACGAUCAAACUCCUGCCGCUGGUUAUUCUGGGUCUGUGCUUUGUCUAGGGCGACUCACAGAUUCUACUUCCAAAGCUCUCCUAUUCCAGAACUAUGAAUCGGGCCGUAGACCAAAGAGCCGUGUCAAUCCGUUUUCCGAACUGGUGACAUACCCAGAGAGGGCCACAUAUAAGGGAGGAUUUAUACUCCCCAAAGAAAUACGGCAAGCCGACAUUAUCAUGGAAACCAAUCACUAUGCUCGAGGCUUUGGAUCUAACUCUGUACCAUAA